Hyalella azteca is the source of this 1081-nucleotide messenger RNA. Its product is annotated as PIH1 domain-containing protein 1. Gene Ontology annotation, biological process: rRNA processing; box C/D snoRNP assembly. Bases 56 to 1081 code for a protein of 341 amino acids. Lineage: Eukaryota; Metazoa; Arthropoda; Malacostraca; Amphipoda; Hyalellidae. Gene Ontology annotation, cellular component: R2TP complex; ribonucleoprotein complex; cytoplasm. The record is from RefSeq and is a predicted model, not a curated record. The transcript has 7 exons.
AUCUGCGUUUUCAGAGCAGUCAAUAUAAUUAUUUUGAUAUAGCACAUCACAAACAAUGAAGGGCCUCAAGAAAGACACCAGCGCUACGCUGCUCGACGUCGACGAGUCUAUCCUCACCAACAGCCUGCGUCUGCACGGCGGUGUUGAUGCACCUCAGGAGCUGUCACAGCUGCUGCCAGAUCCACGUCUCGCCAACGCCAUCACCAUCUCCCCUCUGCCUGGUAUGUGCGUCAAGACGAAGCUGUUGCGAGGUGACAACAAAAUCUUUAUUAACGUCUGCACGAGCGGCACCAUCCCGCCUCCUGAGGACCUCACUGACGACGAACUCCUCGAGAUUCUGAACAGCGACGAGCCGUCCGAUUUCCGCAUCCCGAUGUCCAUCGGAGCUCCACAUGAAGAAGUCGACAAAAAGGGAAAGUCGUGCACUGCGUACGACGUCGUGGUCAACCCCGAGUUCCUGGACAAGGCUCGCGACAAUUUGCUGUUCAACAACUUUUUCGUGAUCGCCACGUGCGAGGCGCUCGAGAUGAAGUACGACAUCGAACUCGACAAGAACGGCUGGACCAUCUUGAAGAACAAGCUGUACUUGGGUACUCUGGAGAAGCAGUCUGUGCGCACCGCCGUGCCCCUGGUGCAAGAGCUCAGCGGCAAACGCCCUGCCCCGAAGUCAGACUCCACAGAGUCUAAAGAAUCUCUGCUCACUGUUAGAUCAUCUCGAUCUCUGACAGAGUCUAAAGAAUCUCUGCUCACUGUAAGAUCAUCUCGAUCUCUGACAGAGUCUAAAGAAUCUCUGAAACUGAACUCCACAGACGACCUCAAGAACAUGGAUGUGGAGGAUGUUGUUUCUCAAAGCAGCAAUCCAAUAAGCAAUAAAGAUAAACACGCGCGACAACUAACCCCCCUGGAGACAAGAAAGUUACAAGGGGAUAAUGAGACAAAGAAGAAACUCAAACCAAAGUGUGAACUGAAAAGACUGUUGAGCGAAAAUAAAGUUGGACCCAAAGAAAUGAUCGGCGUUGCUGCGUAUAUCGAGCUCCCUGGCCAGAUGAUGUUGGUGCGCGCGCCACUUCUCGCCACAUGA